CAGCCUUUUAGCUACAAUUUGCUGCUUACUCAUUUUCAACAAGCGGACCAUAAAAAAUGGAAAAACCUCCUCAAAUUCGCCGAUUUCAUGAGCUUCCAUCGGCUGAGGAAUUCGCUUCCAGGAUUGAGCCCAGAAAUGUUCCGGCUGUGUUCAGUGGCUGCGUAAAGAGCUGGAAAGCGUUUUCUAAAUGGGACAUGUCGAGUGGCGGUCUCGAUUACUUGCAGGAAUUGGUGGGCUCAUCCGUUGUAGGGGCUAUGAUAUCCAGUUCUGCGCCUGUAUUUUAUGGAGAUAUAAGAAGUCAUGAAAGGGUUCCACUGCCAUUUUCUACAUUUAUUAGAUACUGCAAAGAUCUUUUACAAUCUGGUGUUGGUGCCCAAGACUCCAAUUCUCCUUUAAGGAAGCAUAAACAGGAGGAACAUAUUGCCCAACAUGGAAAUCAAAUUACAGAAGGAGAAUGUUCUCAGCAAAUAUAUUUAGCGCAGGUUGUACCAAUUAUGAAUGCUGAAAAUGAAGAGAAUGCUCAGUUGGAAUGGUUAAGAGAAGACAUUGAAAUCCCUGUAUUUCUGGAUGGCAAGAAACUUGCUUCCAUCAAUUUGUGGAUGAACAGUGCUAGGACUCGAUCUAGUACUCACUAUGAUCCGCACCAAAAUCUUUUAUGCAUCAUUUCAGGAUGUAAACAAGUUGUUUUAUGGCCUCCUUCAGCUUGUCCCUUCCUGUAUCCGUUGCCCUUAUAUGGAGAAUCUUCGAAUCACAGUGCCAUUCCUUUAGAGAAUACCAAUUUUAGUCUCUACCCAAGGGCCAAGUUGAUGGAUGAGUACUCCCAGAAGGUUAUCCUUCAUGCAGGUGAUGCUGUCUUCAUUCCUGAAGGAUGGUUCCACCAAGUGGACAGUGAGAAUUUAACUAUUGCUGUAAAUUUCUGGUGGCGGUCUGACAUUAUGUCAAGCAUGUCAGAUCACAUGGACGCAUACUAUCUACGUAGAAUAUUGAAAAGGUAUGUUCCAGCAUCUAGACUAUGGUCCUUGGUUGUUCGACAGGACCGGAUGCUAGGUAAGCCGUCACAUGCUGUCAAUAAAAACAUCGCUGUGCAUGGUCAGCCUAGUAAUGGCAAUGCAGUUCACCAUAACGAUGAUACCAUGGAUAGGAAGGAUAUUGCGGCAAGUGGUCAGCCUGGUAAUGAUAAUGAUGAUCUAGUCACAACUCUUUCUACUCCUUCAAUUUGCUGGAUCUGUUUUCUCUAUUUUGCUUCACUUGAGAAAUCUUGUUGGUUUAUUAUUAAUAAUAGUUUGUUUUGGGAAUACAACGUCAACAUGUCAGGUCACCAAAAAGAAGAUUUGUGUCUAAACAAUCGGACCGCGACUGUGAAAGAAAAUGAGCAAGAAUUUUCAUUGCAUGAGCUACAACCACAUGCACUUAAAUCUCUCCAUGAACUUGUUUCAUUAGUCCAUAACCUUGUAAACCAGAACCAAUCACUAAGCAUCAUUUCAGCGGAUCGAUCCAUUAGCUGCCCAGUUGAAGAAGAUGAAGUCAAGAGAAAUAUUAAAACAGACAUAUAUAAUUUGGAAGCUGAUGCAAUUGCUAAUGUUGUUUGGAACCUCGAUCCAUGUACCUUUCGAAGCGUCUUUCUCGCCAUGGCACACAAUUUUCCGAGGACACUGGAGGCUUUGGUCAUGCAUGGUCUCUCAUCUGUGGGUGCAGAAGUUCUUACCAGGAAAUUUGAGCAGAUGGAUCAAGUUAUUUCCGAAGAUGAUAGGAGUCAAUUUUACCAGAAAUUUUAUAGUGUGUUCGAUAAUCAGUUCUCUGCCAUGGAUACUCUCCUAAAUGGAAAAGAGUCAUUUGCACGCCAGGCAUUCAACAAUGUGCUGGUCCAUUACUUGGGUACUAAUCUUGAUAGGGCAAAACCAUCUGUGGAAUAGAAAUCACCAACUAAUUUUGAACUGCCCAUGUCGCAUGUAACUACCCUUGGCUUGCAAAUCACAUCAAGAUGAAGGAUUUUCUUUCAAAUUGUUCAUGUCUAACGAGAUUACUGAAAAACAUAGUACAUUCAAAUGGAGCCAUAAAUGAGCCGAGCCGAGCUUUGAGGUCUUGAUUCUUGAGCUCGGGCAUGACCCCUUAUCGAGUUGGGCCAGCCCAAUACCGAGCCUUAAUGAGCCGAGCUUGAGCUUUAACGGGCCGAAUUAUGCUAAAGUUCAGGAAAUUACGUAAAAAAAAACCAUAUUGGUUCGUUACACAACAAGCUCUAAAUGAGCUCGAACUCAACUUGUUUAUCAACUAGCCGAGCUCAUGAGUGGCUCGUUUCGUUUAACAGAUCUGCUUUCGAAUUAGGAUAAUUAACUCCACAGAUACUUGUUUCUCUUCUGCUUCCGAAUUAGGAAAAUUCCACAAAUACUUGUUUGUCUUUUAAUUAUUGCAUUCCGUAGCUGGGGUUAUUUGUAAAAUUUAAUAUACAGCUGGGAACAAUUUUGUAUUUACAUCUUUGUUAUUUUUGUCACCAUCUGCUUAUGAGUCGAGG
Molecule: messenger RNA, 2509 nt
Organism: Striga asiatica
Lineage: Eukaryota; Viridiplantae; Streptophyta; Magnoliopsida; Lamiales; Orobanchaceae
Source: the annotation of a GenBank genome assembly